CCGCAGGAGGGCCCGGACGCGGCCCUGGGUCCACUCUCCAUGCUGCGCUGGCUGAUCGGCGGCGGCCGGGAGCCGCAGGGCUUGGCCGAGAAAUCCUCUGUACAGACAAUUGGUGAAGAGCAAAUACAGAAUCCUUACACGGAGCUCCUUGUGUUGAAAGGUCAUCAAGAUAUAGUACGAUUUCUAGUGCAAAUAGAUGAUUUCAGGUUUGCAUCUGCAGGAGAUGAUGGAAUCAUAUUUCUGUGGAAUGCUCAGACUGGAGAAAAACUUCAUGAACUUCAUGGCCACACACACAAAAUUACAGCUAUAGCACCGUUUUCUUCAUCAGAUGUUGCUGAAGAAAAAACUAACUUGAUUAUAACAGCAUCAGCUGAUAGAACAGUUAUUGUUUGGGACUGCACUAGUGGCAGACAGGUUCAAAAAGUGUCAUGUUUCCAGUCCACUGUAAAGUGUUUGACAGUUCUUCAAAGACUGAAUGUAUGGUUGUCUGGAGGGAGUGAUCUAUGUGUUUGGAACCAAAAAUUAGAUCUCUUGUGUAAGACCAGUCAUCUUACUGAUGCAGGCAUCAGUGCUUUGGUUGAAUUGCCCAAAAAUUGUGUUGCAGCAGCAGUUGGCAAAGAGCUAAUUAUUUUUAGGCUGAGUGCUUCUAACAAUGGGUAUGAAGGUUGGAAUAUUCUUGAAGUAAAGCGCCUUGUUGACCAUCAGGAUAACAUUUCAUCAUUAGUCAGUGUUAAUGAUUUGACUUUUGUGACAGGUUCUCAUAUAGGUGAGUUAAUAGUUUGGGAUUCGCUUGACUGGACAAAGCAGGCAUCUGAGUGCAACUUCUGGGACUCUGUCCAUCCAGAUGUACAACCAGAAAUAAAGUUAUCCCAAAGCCCACAUGAAACUUCAGUUCAACACUUAACAUCUGAUGAGGAGUGUGUGUUUGCUGCUGUUGGGAAAGGCAUAUACGUAUAUAAUCUUCAAAUGAAGCGUGUGAUUGCCUGCCAGAGAACUGCUCAUGACUCCUCUGUGCUGCACAUUGAGAAGCUUCCAAACAGGCAGCUGAUCUCCUGUUCAGAAGAUGGCAGUGUGCGCAUUUGGGAACUCAGAGAAAAGCAGCAGCUGCCAGCUGAACCAGUUCCGACAGGGUUUUUCAACAUGUGGGGAUUUGGAAGGACAAACAAGCAGGCAAACCAAGCUGCUAAGAAGAUGCAGGAGAAUACACCUGUGUAUUUCUUGGAGCUGGUUGGUGAUUUGAUUGGUCAUUCAUCAGCUGUGCAGAUGUUCCUGUACUUUGGUGAACUGGGAUUGGCUACAUGCUCUGCUGACCACCUCAUUAUUUUGUGGAAGGAUGGUGAACGAGAAUCUAGCCUCCGCAGUUUAACACUAUUUAAAAAAUUGGCACAAAAUGGUGAUUUGCAGCUCAAACUUUAAAUUGUUUGAAUACAGGCUGUAUAUAUGUAAACUGGAUGUGUUUUAAAUAUGAGUGUAAAGAAUCUGGGAGUCUGACUUCUAGUAGGGCUUACACUUAAUGUCAUGUGUUAUAUUGGGACUUCUCUUAGUUGCUACUCUUAUCAAAGGGGGAUGUUGCAUUUUGUUACGCUUUGUCAGCAGAAAUGGUGUUCUCUUGAAAGACUGAAGGUAAUGAUGACUCAUUAAAUAGUUUCUAAUAUUAUUCCAAAUGUUUAAAAUUAUCAUGGGUGAAUGUCAAAAUUAAGACUUGUGAAAUACAGUAGAUGGAUCAUAAUUAAAGCAGUUGAGGGCAUCCACAAUGCUAUAUGCAGGAAGAAGGCACAGGAAGAAAUCUGCAGCUUUCUGUUCUAAUUUAUUUCUAGAAGCUAAACUUUCCUCAUUGAUGGCUCAGAUUUGUGUGUAUACAGAAAGCCCUGAAAGAAAGCAUUCUCAAAUAGAAAUUUUGCACUUUUGGUUAAUAUCCCGCACCAAUGGUAAGAAAAAUAAAAAAAAAGGUAGGUAAUGCCAGUUUCUCAGGUUCUAAUUUUUGGCAAACUGAGGUACACAGAAACUGUUUACUAGUAGUAGCUGCAGUUUUACUUGGAUUAGCCUUUGUUACUGGACUUCAUACAGCAUUACCAUUACACCAUUACCAAGUUUAGCAUGCAGUGUGAGUAGUUUAGCUUAGUAUUUCCAUAGUUCUUUCAUCAAAUUAAAUUGUAUCUAAUAAAAAGCAUUUGCCUUACCAUGAAUUUUCAGAAUCCUUUCUUAAGCAGUAGGAGUUGAUAUUUCAAUAGUAGUGAAACUGUGUUUUGCCAUAUGAAUACUAAAUUCUCAACUGAAGUCUGACUGCUGAGAAACCUGCACCAAGUUUGUAAGGUAAAUAGUAUUUCAAGGUUAAAAAAAUAAGUAGCUAAGUGCACAGAUACUAAGAGUCUGUGGUAACAGCAGCUAAACAGGAGUAGGGAAAGAAAUGCAAACUAAAACAAAGUUCAAACCACAGCAACAAAAACACAAAAGCAAAAAAAGAAUCAACACACAAACAAGUAAAUAAUCCCCUCUCCCCCCUCCCUGCCAACAACAACAAAAAAAACCCUGAAAAAUGAAACAGUUAAACCAGAACUGAUACAAAGACAGCAUGAGGGAGGACAAGAUAAUGAGUGGUACAUUACCAUUUGAACAGAGAAGAGCUAGGGAAAAGGGAAAGUUUGGGAACUUAGUGGUCAUAAAACUAUGUAGAAGAGGGUGCUACUAUCCUCAGGUCUACUCAGGAGAUACAGCACUUAAAUGGUGUGGGAAUAAGUCUUGUGCAACUUUUCAGUGCCAUGUCUUCCCUUUGAAUCAGUGAGAAUUGUUUUCAGUACAGGAAACUACAUGGCUGUAAUUCCAGACUUCAGAUACAGUGGUUGCAGUAAGUGUGAUUAAGACAAAGGGCUAAGCAGAUUCUCGCAAGAGCAAAAGGAGAAAGCUCCUAACUUCCUAGGAGAAACCAAAGAGGCUUUUAGACUUGCUACCCUCAGCAGCAGCGGGCACUUUCCUUUCUCCUACCACCCAGAAGCCUGCCUUUGAGUCUUGUUAUGAGACUGUAAUCUUCUCUGGAAUGCAGGGCAGAGGGGCAGCAAGAUUUUGAGUUGUAAUUUUUCUCUACCUUAGUCAGGUUGUACAGCUAAUCUUACUUGAGUAUAGACCUCAAAAUUACAUAUUUCAAAACCACAAAACAGAUGCAAGAAUUGUUAAAUUACCAUCUCCUUUCAAUUCAGGGAGGUUAAAUCCUGAAUUGUGUUAAAGUUUGAGCUGCAUGUUCUUUGCUAAGGCUGGCUAUUCUGUUGACUCAUGUAGGGAAGGCAUUUGGAUUACAGCUGAGGAUAACAUCCCUUUGUGUGUAUGGUAUUAAACUUGAGAGAGGAAAGCAUGUUAAGUUUACAUUGCUUCAGCUUGUCUUCUUCAGCAGAUGAUGCAUUUUUGGCUUACCCAGGAGAAGCUGGGGAGAUAAAAUGUCUCUUUGGAUCUUUUUCGUUGUUUUAAUUGCAAAAUAACUAUUUGGUUGUGUAUAGUGCUUGUGUGUACACACUGUUAUGACACCUUUGCAGUGAAAGCUUAUGAAACGGAGGUUUUUUGGAGAGCCUCCUGUUACCAUCAGUUAUAACUAGAGAGAAGGAAGGUCAUAUUUUGUUAUGUCUUCUUAUAGCAUGAGAACAGCUAUUUCCUUUUUAUUUGACUACCGUUAAGUGAAUACCUGGUAGAGAAACAGACCUUUUUAACUGUACAGUUCUGGUCACAAAAUUCGCUGUGCAUUUUACAGGGAUGUAAUUCAGCUUUAAAUAGUCCUAUGCAGGUAUAAAUAUUUAUUUUUAUCAAAAGUGCCAUUGUUCUCAGAUACACUCCAUUGGCAGUAGAUCUCCGAAGGGUCUCUUCUUUUAAAGAUGGUUGACUUAAAAGUACUGAGUUCUUUGUUUUACAGAUGAACUUUGAGUGUAACAAGAGAAUAAAUGAGAGUUUGUCACCUGCUGUUGGGAGCUGCAGAGAGCAGAAUUAUGCUGACCUGAUGAGACUUUUUACAUCUAACUGAUGCCCUAAAUAUUUUUCCAUCUUGCAGUAACACUGAACUCCACAUGUUCACAUCAUGGAAGUAAAUAUCUUUGUCAGACCUACUCUUAAUACUUCUACAACUCUGAGGUGACUGUUUUUACAUCUGUGCACUGACAGCAGCAUGAAACAAGCAGCUCUUAGUAAACUGGACUAGUCUAGGAGAUCUGACACAGCUGGCAGAUUAUAAGUAAUCUGUGCUGACUUUUUUUGCUAUUAAAGAGGACUGAUAUCCACACAAUUUUUUUCUUUUAUUUAUUUUUUAAAAUUUUUUUCUUUAAUCUGACUGUGGGAAGAAACACAAGAUCCUGCAACAAAUAUAUUGAUUCUGUAUUAAUGUCUUGGCCUCAGUUCUGGUUCACAAGUAGAACUUUAUUUUUUUGAUGCCUUCCACUGUUGACAUUUUGGUCUGUGUGACAGAAGUUUGACAAAAACUAUGUUUUACAUGGAUAUGGUCUUACAACAUUGCUAUAUUUAACAAAUCAAAUUAACAAAGCUUAAA
This is a messenger RNA of Agelaius phoeniceus (red-winged blackbird), 4522 nucleotides long. It is a transcript of the gene WDR41, whose product is annotated as WD repeat domain 41. Gene Ontology annotation, cellular component: lysosomal membrane. The record is from RefSeq and is a predicted model, not a curated record. NCBI's taxonomy places the organism in Eukaryota, Metazoa, Chordata, Aves, Passeriformes, Icteridae. Gene Ontology annotation, biological process: regulation of autophagy. Gene Ontology annotation, molecular function: protein binding.